AUGUCUGAAGAUUUCAAAGAGAAGCGUAGAAAGCAGGUGCAGCCCAGGAGGACGCAAGGGGAUUAUCAUCACACACAGCUAAUAGAAGAUGCAGAUCUACCACCAAAAAAUGAAGUGCAUGAAGAAGAGGCCAUGUCCUUGCCAUCUUUGGUAGUCGCUAGAUCACCUCCAAUGAAUACUAGUAAAUGUGUCAAACAUUCAGAAGGUCCUGCAGUACAAUCCUGUAUGCUAUGUGGAAAGGAAUACAGAUCACCUGGUUUACAGACAGACCUCUCCUGGAAUGUCUGUCAGUGCUCGGCCAUUCGACAGGAAGACUUACAAACAUCAUUCAAGAAUGCUGCAGAAAACAGGAAGUUUAAGUGCAUGGAGUGCGGAAAAGCCUUUAAAUUUAAGCAUCAUCUGAAAGAGCACAUACGUAUACACAGUGGUGAAAAGCCAUAUGAAUGCUCUAAGUGCAAAAGAAGAUUCUCACAUUCAGGAUCAUAUAGCUCUCACUUAAACAACAGAAAGUGCUUUCCCACUCAGGACAAGCAAGACGUUGUGACUUCUUUGGUUUCUUCUUUCGGCUCUCCACAAAAAAUGGAUUUUGAAGAAAACUACAAAGAUCAAAUAAAGUCACAAAAGGCCACUGAUCAUUAUAACAGAAAAUGGCUAUUACACAGCCUGGAUACCAAUUCCGUCACAUUGCCACACCUCUCUUUGUGUGGUUUUAAUAUCACACCUAGAUCUGUUCAGAGCAUGUCUAUGGGCAUGUCCAUGAGCCCAAGUUUGUCAGAGACACCAGACAUUUGGCAUUUAGGCACUGACUGGUGGAGCAAUCAGUACCAUAUCCAGAUUGACUCUAGCAGAUGGUCAGCAGGUGACCGCAGUAACUGGUUCUCCCUAAAAAAGCACAAUGUGGAACAUCUGAGUAGUAGUGCUACUCCAUAUAAUGGUUACUACCCAGAAACACCAGUCCUGAAACAGCACUGCCAAAGUAGAGUCAUAGAAGAUAAUGCAAUUUCUUCACCUCCAUACCAAAGAAUGAAGCAUAUUAACUCAAUCAAUCUCACCAGUGAUGAAGAAAAGCACACAAGUGGCUCCCGAAAAAACUCAAAGAAGUUGGAAAACGGCUUGUACGCCUGUGAUCAGUGUAGUAAAACUUUUCAGAAAAGCAGCUCUCUCUUGAGACACAAGUAUGAACACACAGGUAAUAGGCCACAUCAGUGUGACGUUUGUAGCAAGGCCUUCAAGCACAAGCAUCACCUCAUUGAACAUGUCCGCCUGCACUCCGGAGAGAAGCCUUAUCGCUGUGACAAAUGUGGCAAGAGAUUCUCGCAUUCCGGCUCCUUCUCGCAGCACAUGAACCAUCGAUAUUCCUACUGUCAUAAAGACACCACCAAUGUAAAUAGUGUUAUGACAUGGGAGCAGAACAACCACCAUGGAAGCUACCAAGGGCUGCAUUCUGUCGAAGAAGUGAGAGACAUGGUCCAGUCCUGA
Molecule: messenger RNA, 1479 nt
Organism: Nanorana parkeri
Lineage: Eukaryota; Metazoa; Chordata; Amphibia; Anura; Dicroglossidae
Product: zinc finger protein 429-like
Exons: 7
Coding region: 1-1479 (492 amino acids)
Biological process (GO): anatomical structure development; regulation of transcription by RNA polymerase II
Molecular function (GO): DNA-binding transcription factor activity, RNA polymerase II-specific; RNA polymerase II cis-regulatory region sequence-specific DNA binding
Source: RefSeq, a predicted model, not a curated record